AUGUUACUGUUGUCAUUAUUUGUAUUUGAAAUAUUAUCUCAGGAAAUUGAAUAUGACUUACUCCUUGAAGAUUGCCCAAUUGGGUUUAGAAUUGAUAACUCUGGAUUUGAUCUGUAUGAUGAUUCGAUCCGGUUUUUAUUCAAGAUGACCGCGGAUUACAAUUACACAAAAGCGGAAAUCGAGUUUGGAGGUAAAAAAUUUAUAGGUGAAUUUUAUGAAGGAUUUGAAAACUAUGGGACUAUUGAUUUUGUCAAAGGUUUUAAAAGAGAAAAAGAAAAUUUUUUAAGAGCAGGUACUUACAAACUUGGAGUGGAUGUAGCUAGAUCCAAAUUUCCAAAGGAGUUCACAUAUAAACUUGGAGCCAAUUCGGUUUUUGGAAAUAAUGGAAACAAUCAACAAUAUUUUUUCCAAGCCCCAUUUAAUCCCAAUUAA
Messenger RNA from Entamoeba invadens IP1, 432 nucleotides. RefSeq lists its product as hypothetical. The transcript has a single exon. The record is from RefSeq and is a predicted model, not a curated record. NCBI's taxonomy places the organism in Eukaryota, Evosea, Mastigamoebida, Endamoebidae. The coding region runs from base 1 to 432 and encodes 143 amino acids.